Hyla sarda is the source of this 9345-nucleotide messenger RNA. It is a transcript of the gene C8H3orf70, whose product is annotated as chromosome 8 C3orf70 homolog. The transcript has 3 exons. NCBI's taxonomy places the organism in Eukaryota, Metazoa, Chordata, Amphibia, Anura, Hylidae. The record is from RefSeq and is a predicted model, not a curated record. Bases 303 to 1058 code for a protein of 251 amino acids.
GGCCGGUGUGGAGUGAGCGGUCAGACAUAGCGGUCCGGGGGCGGCUCCGCACCGGGUGCCGGGAAUGAGGUGCUGAUUUGCCGCUGUCACCGCUGAACACCCGGAGGAGAUCCGCGCCUCACAGACACAUCCCGGUGCUCGGAAGUUCAGCGCACCCUGGGGAAUAAGAGGAGCCUCCCGGGCAUGGAUCUCCUGCCUCACCCGGCGCCCCCAAACCCGUCCGGGUGAACCGUUUCAGGCAUCCUGUGUUCUCCGAGCUUUCGGCACAUCUCUCCUGCCUCCAAAGAGGCUUCUAGGCAGAGAUGACAGCCACAGCUGCCCAAAAGUGCCUGAAGAAUGAUAAGGUGGAUGAAGCGCAAGCAUUGGCCAGGAGCUGUGCUGGAAGACCGGACUUUAAGCCCUGUGAUGGACUAUCCAUCUGUGCCACCCACAGUCAUGGCAAGUGCUUCAGACUCCAUUGGUGCUGUCACCUGGGCUGGUGCCACUGCAAAUAUGUAUACCAACCAAUGACUCCUGUGGAACAGCUUCCAAGCACAGAAAUCCCAGUGGAACCACAGGAACAGACCAACACAAUUCAGAUUUCUGUCUCGCUGGCCGAGCAGUUUCUCAAAGUAGCUUCUUCCUUCCAGCCUCCAUUCAUACCAGAAUCUCCACGCUACUGUACCAUCUCGGACCUCUUCCUUGAUAAUUAUCAGGUCAAAUGUAUCAAUGGGAAGAUGUGCUAUGUUCAGCGCCAACAGCCACCACCACCUCCGGCACCACCCUGUAUCAGGUCACGGCCUGAAAGAGAGUAUCUUCAGGAGGUGUAUCCACCCAAAGACACAGAGGGACCAAAAAUAGAUCACUGCUCUUCACCUUCUAAUUCCGAGGACUCUGGAAUCAAUGCAGUGGGCAUUCCAUACUUGGAAUCAUGUGAUGAAGAUACAGAGGAAGGAGCAGAACUCAGUUCAGAAGAAGAUUGCAGUCCAGAUGGUUGCUGGGGACAGGAGCCUUCUCCCUUGGUAUCACCUUCCAAAACUGAUCUUGAGAUCAUAGAAACUAUAGAGACUACAGUCUGAAUUGUACAGAAGAGGAUGUUACAUCUAGUGGAUUAAGCACAUGUUGGCAGUAACCAGCUGCCACGAGACUGAGCAAUACAAUCAUAUUGCACACAUACCUACAAAUAUCGAUAAGUUACCAAGAAUGUGUUCAGUUUAGGGGUCAACUCCCAUUGACUUGCACCCCCAGAUAAAAUAAAGCACAUGGAUUGAGGCACUGAGAGGCCUCCAAAGUGAUAUUCAUGCAUAAGAACACGUUUUAUAUUCAUUAAGGCAUAUUCAUCGGUGGUGUUAUCCAGUUGUAUAAAUGAGUUAUGGCUCAAUCAACAGAUUUAUUUGCACAAUUUCGACAAAUCUUUUUUUUAUCAUGAGAUCGUCUAUUAUAGCCUUGAUACCAGUGGUUGGCUGUGAUUAGUUUCUUCUAACAGGUUAAAGUGGUAGUACCUGCAGUACCAUCAUCAUGUGCCGGUCACAACAUGGGGCCUUUCUCUUGGGUAUGCUGCAAUGAAUAUAAAACAAUUCUGUAUACCAGUGUUAUAUUAUUCAGAUGUCUUGUAAGGGACGUUUCACUGUUAAUAGAUGAUGUCUCACAUUCCUCAAGUAUGAAUUGGAUAUAGUAAACAACUGUAUGGUCCAAAACUCAGUAUUCUUUCCUGCAAUAUAGAAGGAACUGCCGUGUACAUACUUAUCACUAGCUUUCACUGGACCAUUAUUCACAAGUGUUGUAACGAAAAGUGUACGAGGACCAAUGACCCAGUGCUAUCCCUGUAUUCUAGAUGGUAAGGAUCCUGUACCAUGAUGUCUCUGUAUAAUCCUGUGUACACAUUUAGCUAUCUGAUCCACUAUUACCCAGUAUUCAAGAGUACAUAGUUAUAUGCCCCUUAAAACCCAUUCUUUUUUGUUUGUUCUCAAGGACCUAACUAACGCAUUUGACACCUUAUUGGUCCAAGCAAAGGCAGACAUGGUCCAAAAGACCUUACACUGCCAAAUAUUCACAACUCUGAAAUAACAACUUAGAUUUUGUUCAUAACAUUGUCAGCAAAUUGGAGAGAAUAGACAGGAUGAAUAAUUUUAAAGGGGUACUCUGCCCCUAAACAUCUUAUGGAUAGGGGAUAAGAUGUCUGAUCGUGGCGGUCCCGCAGCGUGGACCCCCACGAUCUAUGUGCAGCACCUGAUGUUCGUUUAGAACACUGGGUGCGGGCGGUGGGGGCCGUGACAUCACGAGCACGCCCCUUCAUGCAGUAACACCACGCCCCCUCAAUGCAGGUCUAUGGGAGGGGGCGUGACUGCCGUCACGCCCCCUCCCAUAGACUUGCAUUGAGGGGGCGGGCCGGGACAUCACAACCCCCCUCCGCCCACAUCCAGCAUUCGUAACAAAAUGUUCCAAAAGCCAGGACAGUGGAGUACCCCUUUAAUCUCUCCCAGAAGGUCCUCUUUCAUGGCCCUCUUAAGAGAUAAGUAAGGCGAGGCCAGUGCUUCUCAGGUCUUUACCAAGAGAAGCCCAUAAGAUUAGGAGACCAAAUGUGGUAUUUUAUUGUCACAAACCUGUGACCCCUAUAAAGCUUUGACUUUGCCGCAAGGCACAACAAAGGGUAGAAACCAAUUUAUCACUGAUAGCACCAAUAUGCUUCUUGUCUGGUAAGUUAUUGAACCAUUAAGCUUCUAAAUCAAUAUAUUGACUGUUUAAAUCAGCUUUUAUUCUGCGAUAAAAAGACUGUAGCUAGCUUUAUUUAUUCUGGCAACACAGCUUUUGAUAACCCACUUGAAACUGAAUUGUUUCACCUCUCAAUCCUGUGCAGCUAAAUAGACCUGACACCUGCUCAGUACGCAGAAGGCAGCGCUCCUUUCUGUCGCCUUCACUCUGCAAUUACUGGAUGGAUGAGAGCAACCGGAGUCAAUUAUGAGGCAAUUAGGUUAUAGUGACCUUUAAGAGCAGCACAUCUUCAAAGGGAAAUAGCGAACCAUAGGUGGCCAAAUUGUAAUUGAGUCAGGAGCGGACGGCAGAAAACCUUUAGAAUGAAAUGUAGGAGCUCUGGACGGCUCCAUGGGUUCUUCGUUUAUUGCAAAUUACAGUGCAGGAUUCCUGCAGCGCAAAGUAUUAAUAUUUAACCGUAUUAGUAAGCAUAGAAUACAUGUUUGUUAUGGAGUAUAGGUGAAAACUCUCUGGGCGCUAUUGUUCAGUAUUGAUAUGGAUUUUCUCCAUAUUGAAAAUAAUCGCUUAUAGUAAAGGUAGAUUUAUUGAGUGCAUAUAUUAGAGAGGUCUUGUUAAUGUGAACAUGGCACAUGUUACCGUGGGUAGUAAUUCCAGUAAUGAGACAUUCAUUAGGGGCUUCCUGAUAUAUAGCAGUAGCUGUCAAUUUUACAGUAGAGAUUUAGUAAUUCCUCUGAGAGCUCAUUUUUCAGGGGGCUAGGGGUCUCCAAUGGUAAAGAUAGUGGGAAAUAGAAACAAAAUGAUCUUGGAAAGCAAGUGGGUGAGCUGGACUUUCUAUUAUAUAAAGUAAGUGAGAAGCAUUGACUGGAAAUACAGUGUUUUCAUAGUGUUUGCUCCUAUUUGUUACUAUACAGUAGCAUUAUUCUUAGUGACAGUAUCUUGACAGUUCAUAGGGUUGGAUCAGCUACAUUCUUCCUAUAAUAUGUAGAAGUGUUCUUUAUACUAUAAGACAUUAUUAUAAAAUCCAUAGUUCCAUACCAGAUAUAUAAGCCAUUUAUUAAAACCACCUGCCUGAUAUUCUUCUGCCACAACAGCUCUGACCCAUCAAGACAUGGAGGGACAUUUAUCAAUGUUUGCUUAUGCAUUCUUUUUUUUAGUAAUUUUUUCCUUACUUUUUUUUUGCUUAUGUGUGACUUAUUUAUCAACUGGUUUCAGCCUGUUGAUAAUUUUCUUUCACGUAAGCAAUUUUUCCCUGUUGCGACUUUUUUUUGCGCAGUUGCGACUGUCGCAGUUAACAAAUACCUGACUACCCGUAGUCCAUGUUAAAAUUAUUACUACGUAGUUAAUUUUUUGAAAACUUGCUUUUCUCGCUUUCCAGUCAAAAUGUCGCACGAAAAAUCGCGUAGUCGCAGUUGCAACAAUUUUGCGACAAUUAUAGUAAAGAAAACCUGACUAAACCCGUUGAUAAAUGUCCAUAAUGGACUCUACAAGCCUGACGUUGUCUUGUGGUAUCUGGUACCAAGAUGUUAGCAGCUGAGUCUUUAAAGUCUUGCUAAAUGUUUUAUGGGGUCUCCGUGGAUCAGACUUCCAGCAUAUCUCAUAGAUGCUCAAUCACAUUGAGAUUUGGACAAUAAAGUCAGCUAAGUUACUCAAACCAUUCAUGGACAGUUUUUGGGUUGUGGUGCAUUAUACAACUAAUAGAGGUCACUGACAGAAUACUGCUGCCAUGAAGCAGUCUACUUGGUCUGCCACAGUAUUUAGGUAGGUGGUUUGUUUUAACCCCUUCUCGCUAUAGGACGUAUGCAUACGUCCAAGCAUCCAACACUUUUGCGCAAUUGGACGUAUGCAUAUGUCCUAGCGAUCUCCGGCACUGCCGCGGGCAGCGCAGGAGAUCAGCAACGGGACCCGGCUGUUAUUCACAGCCGGAGCCGUGAUCGUGCCGGUCCCGGCAGCAUUAACCCCCUAGAUGCCGUGAUCAAUCCUGAUCACGGCAUCUAUGGUGUUGACAGGGGGAGUGCGAUACGAUAGCGGGUCGCCAUUGGUUGCUAUGGCAGCAGGAGGUCAGAUCAUGUCCUCCUGUCUGCAUGCUACGGAAGCCUGUGAGAUCCAGCCAGGCUGUAGUGUGUGCAGCUCAUCAGGUCAUACUGUGCUGCAGUACAAAUGUAUUGCACUAUAGUAUAACCUGUAAAAAGUGUAAGAAAUUAAAUAAAAAGUUCUUCAAUGAAAGUAUGAAGUGUAAAAAAAAAAAGAAAAAAAUGCCCCUUUCCCAAUAAAAGCCCUGUAUUAUCACCAAAAAUGAUCAAAAACACAAAUCAUAUACAUAACAGGUAUUUCCACGUCCGUAAUGACAUGUACUAUAAAACUAUAAUGUAAAUUAUUCCGCACGGUGAACGCCGUAAAAAAAAAGCGCAAAAUUUGCCAAUUUUUGUACAAAUAGCAGAAUAAAAAAGACCAAAAGGUAGCACGUAGCACAAAAAUGAUACCAGUAAAAAGUACAGCUCAUCCCGCAAAAAAUAAGCCCUUACUCAAUGGCGUUGGACAAAAAAUAAAAAAGUUACGGCUGUUGGAAAAUGAAUGGCAGAAAAAGGAUUUUGCUCAGAAAAGGAAAAAGAACAUAGAAAGCUAUGUAAAAUGGGUAUCGCCAUAAUCGUACUGAUCCACAGAAUAAGUAUAACAUCACUUUUACUGCACAGUGUACACCAUUAAAAAAAAAGUAAAGAAAAAAGCCAGAAAUUUUCCAGUUUUUCACAGUAUUUUGAAGUUUUUCACAAAAAAUGCUGCAUGUGUCAACAAAAAUGCACCAGUUAUGUAAAGCAUAAUAUGUCACGAAAAAACUCUCUCAGAAUCGCUCUGCUCAGAAAAAGCGUUCUAAAGUUAUUACCAUUUAAAGAGAUACAUGUAAAAAAAAAAAAAGCCUGGUCAUUGAGGUAAAAAAAAAAUGGGUCUGUCCUUAAGGGGUUAAAGCAUAGCUACUUUCUUUCAAAAACCACUCCCCGUUUGUCUCCAGGUUGGGUGUGGUUCUUCAGCUCAGUUCCAUUGAAGUGAAUGGAGCCAAGUUAUAAAACCACACCCAACCUGGAGACAGACGUGCAGCUGUUUUUGAAAGAAAUUAGCUGUGUUUUUCUAUUUCUGAAUAACCCUUUUACUAUAACAUCCACAUGAAAGUUUUCUAGCAGACAUCGUAUCCCCUAUUCAUUGGAUAGGGGAUAAGAUGUCUACGGCUGGAAUACUCCUUUAAUAUUACUCAAAUGGUCUAUCGCAGAGCAUCAAACAUACUAGAAGACAGGUAGACAGCAUGCCUAGAAAUUUGCUACUAACAUCUUUUUGGUGUCUAUUGCGUGGACUUUAGUGAAAGCAGAUUUGGCACCUUCAUUGUUCGUAGACUGUCUUAGUAAUUUACUAGACAAUACAAACAAAAAAGUCUUAAAGUGCAUCAGACAGAUUCAUAAAUUUGGUGAAUCUGAAGACUGUCUAGUCAAAAUUUAGUCAAAAUCUCGGUGCAUUUAGUCCACACCUCUUUUACCAAGGCUACAUUCUGUAUGCUGGGCUCAACAGAAAAGUGUCUAAAACUAAUGUGGUGCAAGUCAUGUAAGACAAAUUAGCAAUAGUAAAUACGGGCCAGUGUGUUUUGAUGGUCAUCAACCCCUAUGAACAAGAAAAUCUGAACACACAGCUGUAGUAUGACUUUAGGGAGGAUUCCAUCGACUUUGGAAAAUGUCUUGUCUUGGAUUGGAUGCCGCAGAGUCAUUAUAGUGAUAUGUGCCAAAUCUGAAUAGACCAGUCCGCAGUUUUUUUUUCUCCAUGAAACCAUUCCAUUACUACCUUUGUUACUCGCAGCUAAACAAAAUCGUAAAUUGAACUUUCUUUUUUGUUAUUCUUUAGGUGGUUUUUACAUUGUACACAGAGGUGAAAUAUGAAGUUCCGUAGCAGGGGCCCCAACUAAAAUGUUUCAUAUAUAAUACUGGUCUCCUUACGUAAGAGAGAGAGGCCCAGCGGGCUCCUCAGCCUCUUGGGUUUGAUGCAACCGCACCCCUAUAGUUAGGCCCCUGCUUAUACAGAAAUAGCCCCCAUAUCGUUGUAUUCUUACCAAGGAGGCAGAGCUAUCCUCUUAAUGUAAUAUCUCAAAGAAACGUAUGGUAAAUGUAAAUCCAGGCACUUUGUUAUUUUACAGAACAGUCGCCUUUGUGUCUUUUCUAAUCGCUGGUUGCAGCUGGUAACACUUUCUACAAGUUUUCCCUGCGGACUGCCUUAAGCCGGUUAGAGAAAUACUUUCCUGUAUACUUUGAAAGUCAGUGCAGCAGGUUUAUCUCUGCGGGCUCCUAGAAAUAAUUAUGCCAGCGUGGACUUAUUUUUCAUAGCGUCUCCUUUUACCGACUGAAGGUUAAACCGUGCUGUGUUUUCCGUCUCUGAAAAGCUCAGUGUGGGAGCGGCAGAUGUAAGGAAUGAUUCCCGUGCGCAGCAAACUUUGUCCUGACAAUUGUUUUUAACCUGUGUUGCGAUCUAUUUAUGGCUAGAUGUUGUGACAAAUUAUGGAAUGCAUUUAUGCCUUUUGUGACUGGCGUCGGAAGUAUGGAAGCAAUGCCCUGAGUGUAACAUAUUUUUACCAUUAGGAUUCAUUGUAAGGGUAGCAUGGAAAUCUACCACAACAUUUGUAUAGAAAGGCUUUAUCGUAUAUCCAUGCUGCCCCUUGAACUGUGGUUAAUAUAACAAUAUAAGUGCUGUCAGCUUAUGCCCCCCCCCCCCCCCAAAAAAAAAAGUGUAGAGACUGUGGUUGAUUCUGUUGCUUAACCAGAGCGCUGAGCAACAAAACUGUAUCAUUUCAUUGACAAGCCCAAACUUGGCAGGACACCAAUCUAUUUUUCCAUAAAUCUUUGUCUUUUUGGGGCUGUUGGUGAUUAUUGUCCAUCCGUCAACCAUGUUCAUUUUGUUUCUGGAUUAUCUGGUGUAUCCAAAGUGAUCCCAAAGAUGUCAGUACUAGUAACAAUAGUGAGGUGGUCUGAAACCUUUGGCUCUUCAGUUUGGUGGCCAUUUUGGAACACAAAGGCCGGCAUUUAUCAUUGUAGGUGUAAGUGAAGCAUUUAUCAUUGUAGGUGUAAGUGAAGCAUUUAUCAUUGUAGGUGUAAGUGAAGCAUUUUUCUACACCUUUUUUUUUGUGUGCUGGUAAUGUGUAGGAGCACCACAUUUAUUAAAUGGUCACAGAGCAUUUGAUACAUUUUGUGCAGGUCACAUUUUCUGAAAUUUCUCUCUUCAUAUACACCAAAAAGCUAAGCUAAGUCCGGGCUGGUGUAGUUUUAGAGACUUUUCAGUGGUUUUGCACCUUGUUGGCGCCUUUUCACAAAAAGUCGCAGUUCAUAAAACCCUUCCAUAUCAUGUGUAUCGCCAAAAUCUGUGGAUUACUACUCAAAAUCAGCAGAAAUGUGUAAACCAAAAGGCGCAAAUGGACCCGACUUGCGCCUUUUUUGCACCUUUUGUAGACACAAAAAACAGUCUAAAGACAAUGAUAAAUGUCGGCCAUAGUCUCUAUAUUCAAUGUAUAGUAGGCACUGGCAUAGGGCUAAUUUUAAUGCACAGAAAUGUGAAUCUUUUCAUAAACAAAAGACUCCACGAAGAACCUAGUAAUGGACAGAUUUCACUAGACAUUCAAACUUGUGCUGCUCGGUUCUACCAGUCCAUUUGGGUUUCCAAUCCAUUAACAGUUCAUAUAUUGCUCCCCUGUACUUUCGUGUUUUUGUUCUUUUUUUCCUUUAUUCUUUUGAAAUUCAGACUUUACUGAACUGUAAGUUAUUUUAUGCGAAAUUAUACAGUGUAAAUUGGCUUGGAAAUAGCCCUUUUUGAUGCAUUUUUAUAUAACAUCAUUUUUAAGAGGUGUUCUCCACUUUGGAUAAUCCUUACUGAAAAGACCCCUUAACACAAAGUGCCCUAUUGCAUUACACAACUCAAGCAGUUCAAGUCAGUGGGCUCUCUUUAUACUUCAAGACAGGACGGGUUCUUCGGAGAGAUUCAUAACAUGCUCUCCAUUUGUCCAAGAGAUGAAGAUCCUGAUUUCCUAAUAGGGUAUAUUACAAUGGCUUUUCUAAAUUGGGGGGAAAAAAACCUUAAAGGGGUAUUCCAACUUUUAAUCCCUUUACUCUAUCCACUGUGAUCUGAGUCUUUCCUCAGAAUUGAGUGGGAUUUGCACUAUUAAGUGCUGGAGGUUUGGAGACAAGACUUGUGUCCCUGUUUUUGAGAUCAGACACGUAUCCCUGUCCUGUGGAUAGGGAAUAAAAGUUGAAACACCCCUUUAAUCAGCUUGGAAGUUUUACUGGGUGCUAGGGCACAUAUUGAGACCCAGAACUAAGUGCCAUGCUCAAUCCAGCCCCUCAUAAUGGAUACAUUUUAAAGAACUAGGUCAACUUCAAUGGAGAAUAGUCAAAAACAUUUUUCAAAAUAAAGACUAGAAAUUACCCCUUUGAUACCAAAAAAUAAAAAUAAAAAAAAAGUUUCAAAACCAACCAGAAAACAGCUAGCAUCCCUCCAGGCACAUAGUAUUCUUAUGGUAUUAAAUAAUGGGUUUAAAGCACAAGGUAAACAAUAUUAAUACACAUGCCCUGUAUUUAAUUAGCCAAGAAAACGUAUGUAAAUUUAUCAAAUGUAAUAAAAUUUGCAGUUUGUUUUUUC